Molecule: messenger RNA, 1402 nt
Organism: Paramuricea clavata
Lineage: Eukaryota; Metazoa; Cnidaria; Anthozoa; Malacalcyonacea; Plexauridae
Source: the annotation of a GenBank genome assembly
AAAGUUAAAGAAUUGAUCGGUGAUAUUGGCAAACACUUGACGGAUGAAAAGCUUUACAAGAAAGAAGAUAUUGCAGAGGUCUUGAAUCUCCAACCCACUGAUUCAUUUGUCAAGUUUCUCAACAGCAUCCUAUCGAAAUUCAAAAAUCGAAAGAAUCAUAACAAGCUCUUGCAACAAUUUUAUGGCAAAACAAAUGCUUACUGGGAAGAAUACUUUCACCCGUGUAAGGCCCAGAAGAUUGUAUUCCUGAUGCUUAUUCAUCUUCCUGAACGUCUGGUUGCAUUCCUGGAAGACAGCCAAGAUAAAUCAAGUCCUAAGGUAUAGAAUAUAUAUUGCAAUUUAAACAUUGGUACUUUACUAUAACAGUAAUAGGGGCCUGUUUAUCAGUAUGAUCCCGGCCAGGCGGGAUGGGAUGCUUACUGAGAUCCCGCUCGUAAUACAAAUUCUAAUUUCUAAAGAGUGUUUAUAUGAUCCUGUCACUUAUCCCGCCUAGACGGGAUCUCGGCAACAGAUGCCGGGGAUCCUGCCUAAACGAGAUGAAAAAUUCCUAUAUAAACACUCCAUCCCAGUUGAACUUUUCCCUUUUGAGCAUGCAGAAAUGCCUUUAUUGCAACAAAAAUAUGAAGUCAAGCACUUAAAUGGCUUCAUCCUGGCAAUGUAUUUUGUCCAUAUAGACACUAGGCGAGUUUCCCAUCUAGGUGGGAUGAAAACGUUCCAUCCCACCUGGCGGGAUCACAUAAACAGGCCCUAAGAGAGCCUCUGGCAACCAGGGUGUUUAAAGAGGACAGCUACUGCAUUUAGAAAAUAGUUGUUAAGAUCUAAAGACAAUGAAGGGAGAUCUCAUACAAAUCUCAUAUUAAAAGUAUACUUAUUUUUAAUUUCAGAAGAAAGAUCAUGUAUCUUUAUCAUCUGAGGAGUCUGGUCCCUUAUAUUUAGCAGGUUAUAUUAUAUGCUCGCUUUACCAGAAGAGCAAGAACUGCCAACAGUGUAAUUCAGCCCGAAAUAAAGAAAUUCAGGCACUGAUGCUGUGUAUGAGAGUUGAUACUGAGCACAACCUGUAUAUUGCUUCAAUUUCAAGAGGUGGACUCUGGUCACCCCAUCCAUGGAUUGUGAUCAUAGCUGAGGCAUGUGAAUUGACAUUUAGAAACAGUACAAAUGAAGAAAUGAUCACACAUCUUCCAGCUGAAACAAUGGUAAACGAAGUCUUGUCUUCGGCAUCUGUUAAUGGCCUAUGGGACAACAUUGUCGAAAAUUGUGACAUUCAGAUUUCCAAAGAAUGGAAGUCAUUGUGUUUGGAAAAUUUUAUCAAGUUGUAUAUAAGAGUUAGGUGUUUUUCAUUUGCAAAAGACAUUGUUCAAAAGACAUUGAAGAAGAAAGCUCUGCGAAAAGAAUUGAAGAAAGA